GUAGGACCGACGAUAGUGAUAUGGCGAUGCAUCCUCGGGUUGCUUUACUCCUCACCCUCGUCCUCCUCCUGGCUACCGGAGACGGCAUCCUCACCGUCGGCACUCCGUCCGCGAUCAUCACAAGGACAUGCGCCGCCGUCGGCCGACCCGGCGGGCAACUGGGUUACGAGUACGAGUCCUGCGUGGGCGCGCUCUCCUCCGACCCGGCGCGUGAGCUCGCCGUCGUGGCCACCAGCCUCACCGUGGCCAACGUCACGUCGACGCUGCUCGUCGUCAAGGACCUCGUCAAGAACCUCGGCGGCUGCCUCCGCUACUACAGGGAGAUGAACAGGACCCUGGACGCCGCGCUCGGUGACCUCCGUGCCGGGCGCGUCGAAGCGGCGUCGGACAAACUGCUGGAGGCCAACCAAGAUCCCGACAAGUGCGACCUGCUCUUGUUUGAGGGGAGCGCGAACAAGAAUCCAUUGGGCAAGGAGAACAUCUACGCCGACUGGCUGUCCCAAUUGGCAUAUGCGAUUGCUAGCUUGCCGGCGCCGAAGCCUCUGCUGUAAUCGUAGCUACGUUGCUAGCUGGUGUUUGAUUCCCAUUUGCCCGAUCGAUCGCAUAAAAUGGAAUUGCCAUUUGUUGUCCAACGUGUGCGAUGUGUUUCAUAA
Messenger RNA from Triticum dicoccoides, 653 nucleotides. RefSeq lists its product as uncharacterized. The coding region runs from base 21 to 551 and encodes 176 amino acids. NCBI's taxonomy places the organism in Eukaryota, Viridiplantae, Streptophyta, Magnoliopsida, Poales, Poaceae. Gene Ontology annotation, molecular function: enzyme inhibitor activity. The record is from RefSeq and is a predicted model, not a curated record. The transcript has a single exon.